Vigna umbellata (rice bean) is the source of this 1936-nucleotide messenger RNA. It is a transcript of the gene MTO1, whose product is annotated as Pyridoxal phosphate (PLP)-dependent transferases superfamily protein. NCBI's taxonomy places the organism in Eukaryota, Viridiplantae, Streptophyta, Magnoliopsida, Fabales, Fabaceae. Gene Ontology annotation, biological process: transsulfuration. Gene Ontology annotation, cellular component: chloroplast. The record is from RefSeq and is a predicted model, not a curated record. Gene Ontology annotation, molecular function: cystathionine gamma-synthase activity; pyridoxal phosphate binding.
AGGGCGUGAGGGAUCCAUUUGCGAAUGGAAGAGUUUAGAGAUUGGUUUUGGUAGUAUAGAUAGAGGAGAGAAAGAGGGAAGUUGGUGAAGGAGAACAACAGAAACAUAUCAUACGAACAAAACCCUUGAAACGACGACAAACAUGGCCGUUUCGAGUUCACACAUGCGUUCCACCUUCGAGUGCCGCUCCGAUCCCGAUUUCUCGCCACCGCCGUCAUUCGACAACCUCCGCCGCCGCAACUUCCGCUCCUCCGCCGGAUCCGGCGCUGCGUUCCACGGCGUCUCCUCCCUCAUCCUCCGCUUCCCUCCCAACUUCCAGCGCCAGCUCAGCACCAAGGCGCGACGCAACUGUAGCAACAUCGGCGUCGCGCAAAUCGUAGCCGCUUCGUGGUCCAAUAACAACGCCAACAAUCCCGCCGCCGGGGCUCCGGCGCCGCCCGCGGUUUCGGCCGCGGACGCUGCCACGGUGCCUCUCCCUGUCGACAUCACCGCUGAGGACGACGCCGUCGCCGCCGCGGCCGAUGAGAACGGGGCUGUACAGUUAAAUCAUAGUUCUUGUUCUUCGUUUUUGAAAUCUGAUGCAAGCAAAACGAUUCAUGCCGCUGAAAGACUGGGUAGAGGUAUUGUGACUGAUGGAAUUACCACUCCUGUGGUGAACACUUCUGCUUACUUCUUUAAGAAAACCGCUGAUCUCAUUGAUUUCAAGGAGAAUCGCCAGGUUAGUUAUGAGUACGGGCGAUAUGGAAAUCCAACGACUGUGGUUCUAGAGGAGAAGAUAAGUGCACUGGAGGGGGCCGAAUCAACUGUGAUAAUGGCAUCUGGGAUGUGUGCUAGCAUAGUCCUAUUUCUGGCACUGAUUCCAGCUGGUGGACAUCUUGUGACCACUACAGAUUGUUAUAGGAAGACUAGGAUAUUCAUAGAGACAUUUCUUCCAAAGAUGGGGAUCUCGACCACUGUAAUUGAUCCAGCAGAUGUUGGAGCUUUAGAAACUGCACUGGAGCAGCACAAUGUGUCUCUGUUCUUUACUGAGUCUCCUACCAAUCCAUUCCUCAGAUGUGUUGACAUUAAGCUGGUUUCAGAGCUUUGCCACAAGAAGGGGACUUUACUCUGCAUUGAUGGUACAUUUGCAACACCUUUGAACCAGAAGGCCCUUGCCCUUGGUGCUGAUCUGAUUCUGCACUCCUUAACAAAAUACAUGGGUGGACAUCAUGAUGUCCUUGGCGGUUGCAUAAGUGGUUCAACUAAGGUGGUUUCACAAAUUCGGACUUUUCACCAUAUUUUGGGCGGUACACUUAACCCGAAUGCUGCAUACCUAUUAAUCAGAGGCAUGAAAACGCUGCAUCUUCGUGUACAGCAGCAGAAUUCAACUGGAAUGGGGAUGGCCAAAAUUUUAGAGGCACAUCCCAAGGUGAAGCGGGUCUAUUAUCCAGGCUUGCCGAGUCAUCCCGAACAUGAGCUUGCCAAGAGGCAGAUGACUGGUUUCGGUGGUGUUGUCAGUUUUGAGAUCGAUGGAGACCUACAUACCACAAUAAAAUUUGUUGAUUCCCUGAAAAUCCCAUAUAUUGCGGCCUCGUUUGGUGGCUGUGAGAGCAUUGUGGAUCAACCUGCUAUUUUGUCUUACUGGGAUCUUCCUCAGUCAGAAAGGGCUAAGUAUAAGAUUCAUGACAACUUGGUUCGCUUCAGCUUUGGAGUUGAAGAUUUUGAGGAUUUGAAGGCUGAUGUCCUGCAGGCUCUGGAAGCUAUAUAGUUCAGUUUUCCUGAUUCACCCAAGUUAUUUUAUAAUCGUGCUAUUCUGUUUCUUUUUGUCAUCACGUCUGGCGAUUUAAUUCAAUUUUGAUCGUCUAGUGUUCUGUUGAUCUUGUGUUAAGAUGAUUUGUCUCUGAUUUCGAUGUUAUGAACCUUAUGCAUUAUUGAAAUUAAAAGUCUAUUUGAUGUC